UCACUCUCCGUAGUUGCCCUGCUGUCUGUCAGUAAGUAGACUCUUGUCCUCUUGCUGUAGUUUGUCUUGAAAUGACACGCCAGUCCCCUGCCGGCCACGCGCCUCCUCGGGCACCAGCAGAACAUAAAGUGAGCCGCGCGCGCACCGGGCUCAGCAGUGAACCAUCCAGCGGCUGGUGAGAGGUGAGGUGUGUUGUGAGCGUCCGGUGAGAGGAGAAGAGAAAACAUGCAGCGGGUGUAACAUGAUCUGCGGGAACUGUGCGCACUUACCUGCGCUGGAAGUCUCUUUUCUCCGGGAGCGCAGGAGGUGAUGCGCCCUGCGGGACUCGGGUCGGGUCUGUUACUGGAGAGGAUGGCGGAGCAGUGGAGCCACAACACCACGUCCUCUUGGAACCGGUCCGCUACGGGUCAGGACCGGUUCAGCAGCCUGGAUGACAUCGACAUACCGGCGGACGGUUCCCCGACCCUGCGCAUCCUCAUCUCCAUCGUGUACUCCGUGGUGUGCGCUGCCGGGCUGGUCGGGAACCUGCUGGUGUUCUUCCUGAUGAAAGUGCGCCGGGGCAGGAAGAAACGCUCCAGCAUCAACCUGUUCAUCCUCAACCUGGCCGUGACGGACUUCCAGUUCGUCCUGACGUUGCCGUUCUGGGCGGUGGACACGGCUCUGGACUUCAGCUGGCCGUUUGGGAACGCCAUGUGCAAGAUCAUACUCUCCGUGACGGUUAUGAACAUGUACGCCAGCGUGUUUUUCCUCACUGCUAUGAGCGUCACCCGGUACUGGUCUGUGGCUUCGGCGCUGAAAGACCGGACCCGGCGGCGGAUGUGCCCGGUGCGCUGGGUGAUCGCUGGUCUCUGGGUCUCCGCCACGGUGGCCUCUCUGCCCACCGCUAUCUUCUCCACGGUGAAGAGCGUGGCCGGUGAGAGGCUGUGCCUGCUGGGCUUCCCGGACGGUCAGUCUUGGCUGGCGCUGUAUCACCUCCAGAAGAUCAUGGUGGCUUUCGUGUUCCCCAUGCUGAUCGUCACCGUCUGCUACCUGCUGCUGCUGCGCUUCGUGCGCCUGCGGAGCAUGAACAACAACCAGGUGAAGCGGAGGUCCAGAGUGACCCGGUCGGUCACCAUCGUCGUCCUCUCCUUCUUCAUCUGCUGGAUGCCCAACCACGCCAUCACCUUCUGGGGCGUCCUGGUGAAGUUCAACCUGGUCAACUGGGAUAAAAUGUACUACAUGGUGCACACUUACGUCCACCCUGUGACCGUGUGCCUGGCGCACACCAACAGCUGCCUGAACCCGGUGCUGUACUGCCUGAUGCGCCGGGAGUUCAGGAAGAAGAUGAAGGAUCUGUUCUGGAGGAUUUCCUCACCCACCGGGACGAACACCUGCCACCUGAGGCCGUUCUCCGGGACGGUGAGAGCGGAGCCGGACGACACGCAGAUUGUCAUCCCGCUGAAUACCGUGGAGACGGAAAACUGCCGCCUGUCUGUUCUAACGGACCACUGCGACACGGAGGCGCUUCAGAGAUAAACAGACUGUCAACUAAAAGACUGAAAGCCUCUGUAUGUGGAGAGAAACAUCUUUUUUUCUGACUGAUAAUCGGUAUUUUAAAUGAUUCCCUCGUGAAUGUUGGUGAUUUGUUUCAGCUUUUAAAACAUCUAGAAACACUAUAAAGACUGUGCCAAAUCCAACCAGCGCCAGUGUAUAAAAUAAAGGAGAGGACAAAACAUUCACACGUGGCCCAUAAUAUGUUUUUUCUUUGCAUCAAAGGAAUUUUUCUAACACUUUAUCACAAUUUAAAGGCGUGAAACAUGAAAGGAAAGGACAUAACACUUGUGCGUAAAUUGCGCGCCUCGCAGGACGCGCGGUGAGUCAAACCAUCCAGCUGCUUCACAUCACUGCGCUGAGUCCGGCUCGGAUCUCAAAUGAUUAAGUCGUGCUGAUGUUUUUGGAAAGCUGACUCUUUGAUUUUUUGUUUUCUUGAAUAUCAACUGAGUGCAGGCUCAGCGUCACAUCCAAUGCUGCUUCGUUCUCUAAAGUGCUCUCUGUGCAGACUUGUGUGGAGUCAGUCAUCGCGCUGCAGGAGAGGAGCCAGCUGUUACUGCUGCUGCUGCUGCUUCAAACAUCAUUCUGUGGAGUAUUAUUGACGUUUGUUGUGGCUGGUAUGUAAAAUGUACAAGCUUAAGUAAAUGAAUGUAAAAAAAAAAAAAAAAGCCAAAUUAACCUUAAAACUGUUUGGAGAAUAAACUAUUUCAUCUGUGUUGACAUGAAAUCAAGUGUUAGUGCUGUUUUAGGUUUUUUGUGCAGAUUCUGUAACGUGUCAGCAAGCUGUGAAGCUGUUCAGGGGUUGUUGUGAAGUCAGGUGUUUACAUGCCAGCGGUCUCAGGGCUGCAGUCCUGCUGUAAGGAUAAUACUAACAGAGAAGACUUUUAUUGGAGAAGAUGAAUGUAAAUGUUUAUUUUUAAACGGUUAAAGACACUUAUGAAACACACAGCAGAGCGCUUAAAGGGGCCUAUUUUUGGAAAUGUAAAUCCUCUGUUUCUUUACAGGUCAAAGAUGUUUAAAUGAGACAUUUUAAUGUUCAGUUCUGUUUGAAUUUUAAAGUACUUUAACACAAACAUACUCUUUUUUUUCAUGCACUUAGUUUCUAGAAAUGCAUCACAGCUGAGCUCCAUCCAGUCAGCAUUUGAAGUGGAAACCAUCCAAUCAGCAGGCGUACCUGUCAGCCAAUCAGGGCUCAGUGCUGUAAAAAGACUCAGUCUUUGAAUUCAUGUCAAAAAGUUACAAGAAAACGUUGUUCUUGUUUAUUGUUCAUAUCAUGAGCUUUAAUAUAUUUCCUCAGUUAAUCUUUUGGUUGAUUAAAAGUGAUUAAAGACGACGGUUAUAUUCUUAAAGCUAAAUUGAUGUUUGACCAACAGUCUAAAACACAAAUGUAUUCAGUUUACUGUCUCAGAAGAUGAAGAAAAACAGAAAAUUUUCGCAAUGCUGAAGCUGAAACUAAGAAAUGUUUGCUGUUUUUGCUUUAAAAAAUGACUUUAAAAAACAGAUUGUUUGAAUUGUUGCUUUCAAGCAAAUGAAAAGUUAUAUCUUCUAUCAGAAAUGUCUGGUUUUCUAUUAAAACACACUACAAAAACCA
This is a messenger RNA of Thunnus maccoyii (southern bluefin tuna), 3121 nucleotides long. It is a transcript of the gene rxfp3.3b, whose product is annotated as relaxin family peptide receptor 3.3b. Gene Ontology annotation, biological process: immune response; G protein-coupled receptor signaling pathway. Gene Ontology annotation, cellular component: membrane. The transcript has a single exon. The record is from RefSeq and is a predicted model, not a curated record. Bases 310 to 1515 code for a protein of 401 amino acids. Gene Ontology annotation, molecular function: G protein-coupled receptor activity. Lineage: Eukaryota; Metazoa; Chordata; Actinopteri; Scombriformes; Scombridae.